This is a messenger RNA of Malus domestica (apple), 2034 nucleotides long. RefSeq names its product E3 ubiquitin-protein ligase RFI2-like. The record is from RefSeq and is a predicted model, not a curated record. Lineage: Eukaryota; Viridiplantae; Streptophyta; Magnoliopsida; Rosales; Rosaceae. Gene Ontology annotation, molecular function: ubiquitin-protein transferase activity.
GCGACAGCAAAAUUUUCAUUUCUCGAUUGUCCGUCUAAAAUCAAAACUUUUUCUCUUCCCAGAACACCGUCUCCGACGACUGACCGUCUUCCUCCGUCUCUGCUUCGAUCCUAACGACGUCGUCUUGGUCUCGUCGUGAUUCGCCAUACCAAAACGCUGUGUUCUGCCGGAUUUACUUCGCCUCGGUGUUUAUAUGUGAGAAAAAAACAGAGAGAAAGAGAGAGGGGAAUUGACCGUUGAAACGCCAGCGUCUCGGGAUUUGGGGCUUUGAGGGCUCGGUUUGGGGAUUUCUAUGGGGCUCGGAAGCGAUGAAGAGGUUGGGGUUGAAGAAAGCGAUGGUGUUGGCGGUGGCGGUGGUUGUGGAGGCAACUCGUACGGAGGUUCUGUUUCCUGCUCGAUUUGCCUUGAAGUCGUCGCCGAUAAUGGGGAUAGAUCUCGGGCCAAGCUGCAAUGCGGGCAUGAAUUUCAUCUAGAUUGCAUUGGUUCAGCCUUCAAUGUAAAGGGGGCAAUGCAAUGCCCUAAUUGUAGGAAAAUCGAGAAAGGUCAAUGGCUUUAUUCUAAUGGAUGCCGUUCACUUCCGGAAUUGAACAUGGAAGACUGGACACAUGAUGAGGAUCUCUAUGAUUUAAGUUAUUCUGAAAUGUCCUUUGGUGUGCACUGGUGUCCAUUUGGUAGCUUAGCACGACUUCCUUCGUCAUUUGAGGAAGGGGAGUUUUCACCAACCUCGUAUCACGAAAUACUUGGACAGCAUGCUAUCUUCGCUGAGCAUACAGCUGUAUCAUCUGCUGCCCAUCCUUGCCCGUAUAUCGCUUACUUUGGACCAAUUCACCCUUCAUCCUCAAACUCCAGUGGAACUGUGUCAGAUGCUUCCAACUUCAACCAUCAUUGGAGUGGCACAUCUGUACCGAGUGAAAUGCCCAACUCCUAUGCUUUUCCUGCCAUGGAUCUCCAUUAUCACAGUUGGGAGCACCAUUCCCCGCCUUCAUUCUCUACAACCAACAAUCAUAUUGGUGGCGCUGACCAGGCUUCAAUUCCAUCUGUUACUCAAAGAUCUGCUAGGCCAAGCGCAGAAAUAGCAAGAUCGGGAUCUUUUAUGCAUCCAUUCCUUGUCGGUCACAGCUCUAGUGCUAGAGCUGGCAGCUCAGUGACAUCGUCAAUGAUUCCUCCUUAUCCUGGCAGCAAUGCACGGACCCGCGACAGAGUCCAAGCUCUUCAGGCAUACUAUCAACAGCAACAGCCUAGUAAUUCACCAACCAUGCGUACGCCCAUAGUUCACGGAGCCCGAAGAUCCAGCAGUCAAAGAGGGGUGGCUCAAGUAGGGCCAGUGGCUUCAUCAUCAGACCAAAAUGGUGGUUUUUAUAUUUUCCCGUUCGGUUCAUCAGGUCGUAACUACCAAGAAGCUGAAAGUCCGUUACCUAGUCGUUUUCAUCCAUGGGAAAGAGAUCACUUGCCUUCAUUCUCGAUGAAUCAGGUUGACCGAGAUCAAGGUUGGCCUGCUUUUAACCAAGGUGGCGGUGGGUCAGACUCAGCGAUCAGAGGGAGCAGCUUCCGGCAAAGACAUGGGUCUGAGAGGUCAUCUUCACAAAACCGGUUAUAGGCUUUUCUCCCUAUCCUUUUGUUGGUGAAGCAAACAACCACUAUCUAUAACUGAAAUCAAAAGCUAUGUAUGCUUGAAAACGAUAUAUAACGCUUGGCGUCUUGUCAUGUAUCAUGACAAGGCGCCAAAAUACUCUGUCGAGUGGCUCUGAAAACGGUCUUUUUGCAGCCACAUGGUGGUGUGAUGGACAUAACAUUCGUCUAGUUUCUUCGCCUUAAAGUUAAAAUUUGAGCGCCUGCUUGGCCGUGUUUUAUGAUUUUCGGGUCAUCCGAAAAUGUCCCGGUUUUUAACCGGAUGACAAAAACCAACUGUUCUUGAGGAUAAGUAAUCUGUGGGUCAUUUAUUUAUGUCCAGCAACAUAUAUUCCUGCAGUGCCUUGGUUCCUUUUGAACAAUUUGUUGGAUGUACAAGAAAUCAAAUGUUUACUCUCCCGCCAA